AUGGUCUUGGUGUUAUUUCUGGUUGCCUCUGUGUUAACUUUAGUUUCAUAUCUCACACUGAAAUAUGUACACGGUGUUCAGGAUGCUCCAUAUAUGGAUGAAAUAUUUCAUAUUCCGCAAGCACAGCAGUACUGCUCGUACAAUUUUUCUUCAUGGGAUCCAAUGAUCACCACAUUGCCAGGGCUCUAUGUGUUCUCCGUGAUUCAGCUGCUGCCUGUGGCAAGUUUCCGAGGUGCUAGAUUGGCUGAACUUUGCACAACAUUUAAUCUCCGAGCCAGUAAUGUGACAUACUGCAUUGGCAAUUUUAUCUUGCUGUUUGUACUGACCAGACAGUUAACGGGAAAUGCCAAGAGAACCCAUCUUCUGCAAGUUCUAAAUGCCGCUGUCCUGACACUGUUUCCGGUUCUGUACUUCUUCACUUGGCUCUACUACACGGAUCCUGGUGCCACAUUUUUCGUUCUGCUGAUGUAUGCUCUUUGUCUCCGUGGAUACCAUAAAUCCGCAGCAAUGGCAGGAGCUGCAGCAGUUCUCUUCAGACAAACCAAUAUCAUUUGGGUCUUGUUCUGCACUGGCGUAGUUGCAAUUGAGGUCAUCAACGAGCGGCUGAGACUUGACAAAAAAUGGCAUGGCAACCCAAACAAUAUGUCUGACAAGGAUUUUGUAGAAAUUCUGUUUCAGACAACAUUUUCCAGCUGUGCUAGAUUUUUUAGUUUAGUUAAACAAAUUUUGAUUCAGACAUUUUGUUAUUUAUGUAUAAUUGUAGGUUUCAUUGUCUUUCUUGUUGUUAACAAAGGUAUUGUUGUUGGAGAUAGGUCACAUCAUACGGCAUCAUAUAACUUUCCUCAGGUUUUCUAUUUUUUAGCUGUGUCUGCAGGUUUUUCUUUCAUGCAUUUAAGCCAACCCUCACAAGUCAUUGCUUUUGUGAAAUCUGCUGUUAAAAACCCAAUAAAGAUAUUGUUGUUUGCUGUUUUGGCCGGACUGCUAAUUAAAUUAUUCACUUGCGAACACAAAUAUCUGCUGAGUGAUAACAGGCACUACACAUUUUAUGUUUGGUCUAAAAUAUUUAAAAGGCACCAGCUGGCAAGAUAUGCCCUCAUCCCUGUAUACUUUUUCAGUUUAUAUCAGUUUUAUAAUUUGACUUCUCACAGAGGAUUUCUCUGGCGAGUAGUUUUCUCAGUUUGUACUAUUGCCUGUUUGGUCCCACAAGCUCUUUUGGAAUUUCGAUAUUACAUUGUUCCAUUUUAUAUUUUACGACUCAAUAUGAAACUCCCGACUGCAAAAAUGCUGAUAGCAGAAUUGUUUUUAUAUGUGUUCAUUAAUUCAUUCACAGUAUAUAUGUUUACUCAGAAACCUUUUGUAUGGCCUGAGGACCCAUCCCCUCAGAGAUUUAUGUGGUAA
Messenger RNA from Candidula unifasciata, 1398 nucleotides. NCBI's taxonomy places the organism in Eukaryota, Metazoa, Mollusca, Gastropoda, Stylommatophora, Geomitridae. The record is from the annotation of a GenBank genome assembly.